Scomber japonicus (chub mackerel) is the source of this 2086-nucleotide messenger RNA. RefSeq names its product threonine synthase-like 2 (gene thnsl2). Gene Ontology annotation, molecular function: pyridoxal phosphate binding. Bases 97 to 1551 code for a protein of 484 amino acids. The transcript is spliced from 9 exons. NCBI's taxonomy places the organism in Eukaryota, Metazoa, Chordata, Actinopteri, Scombriformes, Scombridae. The record is from RefSeq and is a predicted model, not a curated record. Gene Ontology annotation, biological process: 2-oxobutyrate biosynthetic process; dephosphorylation.
UGCACCUUGUAGUGUGGAGGGACUAAAUCAUAUCUAGACAUUUGUCUUUUGGAAGAGUUUGAAAAGAGUUGUGUCUGCUACAGAGAGGUUUGUGCGAUGCAGUACUGCAGUACACGGGGCGGGGUCCGAGGAUGGGACUUCAGAGACGUGCUGUUUUCGGGUUUCGCUCCAGACGGGGGGAUGUUCAUGCCGGAGAGCUUGCCUGUGCUGAGCCCUGACACCCUGAGGAGCUGGAGGGGGCUGUCCUACACCAAACUGGUGGUGGAGGUCGCCUCCAUGUUCAUCCCCUCUCAGCUGAUCCCCAGACAAGACCUGGAGGCCCUGGUGAGUGCAGCCCUGUCUGGAUUCUCAGUGCCUGAGGUGGUCACAGUGGCCCGGCUGAAGGAUGGUCUGUCAGUCCUGGAGCUCUUCCAUGGAGAGACCCUGGCCUUUAAGGACCUGGCUAUGACCUGCACUGUGCGCUUCCUUGACUAUUUCCUGCAGAAGGAGAAGCGCAAGGCCACUGUCCUUGUAGGUACAUCAGGAGACACCGGCGGCUCAGCCAUCCAGAGCGCUAAAGGUCUGUCUGGGUUAGAUGUGGUGGUGGUCUACCCCCGAGGACGCAUCACUCCAGUCCAAGAGAAACACAUGAUCACCUGCCUGCAAGAUAACGUCUACGUGUUCGCAGCGGACGGCAGCUCAGACGACAUCGAUCAGCCUCUGCGCCACCUGUUUGCAGACCAGGACCUGGUUCAGUCUGCAGGCCUCAUGAGCCUCAACUCAGUCAACUGGUCUAGAGUCAUGAUCCAGCUGGCUCACUUCAUCUAUGCUUACCUGCAGCUCAGCGGUGUGGAGCAGGCCCCGGACAACGCCCCCUUGCCUGAGUUGGAGGUGGUGGUGCCCACUGGGGGGGCGGGGAACAUCGCAGCUGGCUACGUUGUAAAGCAGAUGGGGUUACCCCUGAAGCUGGUGGCCAUGGUGAAUGCUAAUGACAUCGUGCAUCGAACCGUCACCACUGGAGACUUUUCCAUGGCAGCUGAUGUCACACAAACACUGGCCCCUGCUAUAGACAUCCAGGACCCGUACAACAUGGAGCGAGUGUUCUGGCUGCUGCUGGGAAAAGACAGCACUGCAGUGAAGAACAUGAUGGAGGAGUUUCAGAAUUCACAUAAACAUUCUCUGCCUGAAAAUCACCACAAACUGUUGUCCCACGUUUUGUCUACUGGAACAGUGAAUGAUGAAGGCAUCCUGGACACCAUGAAGAGAUGCUGGGAGGAAAACCAGUAUGUGCUGUGUCCUCACACAGCUGUGGCUGUAUGGCAUCACUACAACUGUCCUCACAGCCCUGGACUCAACAGGUGUUACAUUGCCACAGCAUCUCCAGCCAAGUUUCAGGCAGCAGUGCAGAGGGCUGGAUUGACCUUUGACCUACCGGAGGCAGUGCAGGCGUUGGAUAAGUUGGCAACACGUUAUGAGAACCUGGAACGGAGCCCGAACUGGUGCAAAGACUGGGAGGAUAGACUGAGAGAGAAAAUCCAGUGUGUGAGCUCAGCCAGGAGAAAAACAGAGUGAUUUACAGAUGAGUGUUUGUAUCAAACUGGAAUAUAGAGUUUGACUUCAGGAACCCUGAUAGGACAUUAAACAUACUCUACACAUGGCUGAGGUCAGGUGAUUGGCAGAUUAUCCUUGAUCUAUGCACUUCCUUAUCUAGCUUAAGUAAAUCAUGUUGAUGGGAAAGGCCGUUUGUCUUUGAUGGACUUCGGUCUGAACUGUCAGAAACUUAACUUUGUGUUUUUACUGUUAUAUCAUUCACCACAAACCAAUCAGCUGUUCACAAUGUUCAAUCUUUGUCCACAACUUUAACAUGAAUGCAACAAAAAUGUAUGUUAAAGAAUAAAAACAAGCCAUAUCUAUGUGUUAAUUUGUCUCAAAAAUAAUAAAAAGACCAAUUUUUAAAAAAUGUAAUGGUCUCAACACAAACUACUAUGUCUAUGCAAGUCCACACAGAUAAAAGGCCUGCUGAUUUAAAGGACAACUGCAGUUUCAUUUUCAUACAUUUUCACACAGAAGGAGGACUGUGGAUUUAGUCCUCCAUCACUUACAUUGU